Messenger RNA from Vicia faba (fava bean), 4581 nucleotides. The record is from the annotation of a GenBank genome assembly. Lineage: Eukaryota; Viridiplantae; Streptophyta; Magnoliopsida; Fabales; Fabaceae.
AUGAAAGUAAUAAAACCAAUAUAUGAUACAAUAUACAAGGAAACAAAAAGGAGUAAAGCAGGAAAAGCAAAGCAUUCUCAUUGGAGAAACUAUGAUGAUUUAAAUGAAUUUUUUUGGUCAGUUGAUUGUUUCCGCCUAGGUUGGCCUAUGCGUAUUAAUUCCGAGUUCUUCUCUGUGCCUUUGCCUCAAGCGCAGCGUGGAAAUAACAAAGAAGAGGAAAGCAAAUCUUAUAGUGACGAAAGGUGGAUGGGUAAAGUUAAUUUUGUUGAGAUCCGCUCAUUUUGGCAUGUAUUUAGAAGUUUUGACAGAAUGUGGAGCUUUUAUAUACUAUCUUUACAGGCAAUGGUAAUCAUUGCUUGGAACGACUCUGGCAAUUUGAGCAACAUAUUUGAUGGUGAAGUUUUCAAGAAAGUUCUCAGCAUCUUCAUAACUGCUGCAAUAUUGAAGCUUGCACAAGCUCUUCUUGACAUAGUCCUGAGUUGGAAAGCAAGGAAUGUCAUGUCGCUUCAUGUCAAGCUGCGAUAUAUAUUUAAAGCUAUUUCAGCUGCAGCUUGGGUUGUAAUCUUACCAGUCACUUACGCUUUUAGUUGGAAAAAUCCAACUGGUUUUGGACAAACCAUAAAGAAUUGGUUUGGCAAUGGUUCAGGGUCUCCUUCUAUGUUCAUUUUGGCUGUCUUCAUCUAUUUAUCUCCAAAUAUUCUCUCUGCAUUGUUAUUUUUGUUUCCGUUCAUUCGCCGGUAUCUUGAGAGGUCGAACUAUGGCGCCGUGAAGCUCAUGAUGUGGUGGUCCCAGCCUCGGCUCUUUGUUGGAAGAGGAAUGCAAGAGGGUCCAAUUUCAUUGUUCAAGUACUCUACUUUCUGGGUUCUCCUAAUUCUAUCUAAAUUAGCAUUCAGUUAUUACCUUGAGAUUAAGCCUCUUGUGAGCCCAACAAAAGCCAUCAUGCGGGCCCGUGUGUCAGUUUAUAGCUGGCACGAGUUCUUUCCACAUGCCAAAAACAAUAUUGGUGUAGUUAUUGCUAUAUGGGCUCCCAUCAUGCUUGUCUACUUUAUGGAUACACAGAUUUGGUAUGCUAUUUAUGCUACAAUUGUUGGAGGCAUAUACGGUGCAUUUCGUCGUUUGGGAGAGAUUCGGACAUUGGAGUUACUAAGAUCUCGCUUUGAUUCAAUUCCGGGUGCAUUUAAUGCUCGCUUGAUUCCCUUGGAUCAGACUGAGAAGAAAAAGAAAAAGGGACUAAAGGCCACCUUUUCUCGUAAAUUUGAUCAGGUCUCUACUGAUAAAGAGAAGGAAGCUGCAAGAUUUGCCCAACUAUGGAACAAGAUAAUUACUAGCUUGAGGGAAGAGGACCUAAUUGAUAACAGGGAAAUGGACCUCAUGCUUGUACCCUAUUGGGCUGACCGUUCUCUGAACCUCAUUCAGUGGCCUCCUUUCUUACUUGCUAGCAAGAUCCCAAUAGCAGUGUCUAUGGCCAAAGACAGUUAUGGGAAAGGCCAGGAGCUGGAAAAAAGAUUGUCAAGGGACAAGUACAUGAAAUCUGCUGUUCAAGAAUGCUAUACUUCUUUUAGAAAUAUCAUUAACUUCUUGGUUCUAGGAGAGCGCGAGAAAAUAGUUAUGCAGAAUAUUUUUCAAAGAGUUGAUGAGCUUAUAGAAAGAGGAGACCUGCUGAAGGAUCUAGAUCUGGGUGCUCUCCCUGAUCUAUAUGAUCGUUUUGUUAAACUGAUAGAGUGUUUGUUGGAAAACAAAAAAGAGCUCAAGGAUCAAAUUGUGAUUCUCUUGCUUGACAUGCUAGAAAUCGUGACUAGAGACAUAAUGGACGGAGAUGUUGAGGGUUUGCAAGAUUCAAGCCACGGCGGGGCUUUGGGUAAGGAUGAAAGGAUGACGCCCCUUGAUCAACAAUAUCAAUUUCUUGGUACACUUCAGUUUCCUGUCACAACAGACACUGAAGCUUGGUCAGAGAAAAUAAAAAGGCUUCAUUUACUGCUCACUGUCAAGGAGUCUGCUAUGGAUGUACCAUCCAACUUGGAUGCUAAGAGGCGUAUAUCUUUCUUCAGUAAUUCAUUGUUUAUGAAUAUGCCAUCUGCUCCCAAAGUUCGGAAUAUGCUGUCCUUCUCUGUCUUGACUCCAUACUUCGAUGAACCGGUUCUUUUCUCCCUAGAACAUCUGGAAGAGCCAAAUGAAGAUGGAGUCUCUAUCCUCUUUUACUUGCAAAAGAUAUUUCCAGAUGAAUGGAAAAAUUUCCUUCAACGUUUUGAUUGUAAGAGUGAUGAGAAACUCAGAGGAGAGUUAGAAGAAGAACUCCGUCUAUGGGCAUCAUACAGAGGCCAGACAUUGACCAAAACCGUUCGAGGAAUGAUGUAUUUCCGACAAGCAUUGGAACUACAGGCUUUUCUUGAUAUGGCAAAGGAUGAAGAGUUAAUGAAAGGUUAUAAGGCUGCAGAGCUAGAGAGUAAGGAAAAUCCAACAAGUGAGCGGUCGCUAUGGACACAAUGUCAAUCAUUAGCCGACAUGAAGUUCACAUAUGUAGUUUCAUGUCAACAAUAUAGUAGUCACAAGCGAUCUGGUGAUCCCAGGGCUAAAGAAAUUUUAAAGCUCAUGACUAAGUAUCCAUCUCUUCGAGUUGCUUAUAUUGAUGAGGUUGAAGAGCCUAGCAAAGAUUCUUCCCGAAAAAUAGACAAGGUUUAUUAUUCAGCACUAGCCAAAGCUGCUUUACCAACCAAAUCAAUUGAUUCAUCGGAAGCAGUUCAAAAUUUGGACCAGGUAAUUUACAGAAUAAAGCUUCCUGGACCUGCAAUAUUGGGUGAGGGGAAGCCAGAAAAUCAAAAUCAUGCCAUCAUUUUCACACGAGGGGAAGGCUUGCAAACAAUUGAUAUGAAUCAGGACAACUAUAUGGAAGAAGCUUUCAAAAUGAGGAAUUUGCUGCAAGAAUUUCUUAAGAAACACGGUGGUCCCAGAUAUCCAACUAUACUUGGACUCAGAGAGCAUAUUUUUACUGGCAGUGUUUCAUCGCUUGCAUGGUUUAUGUCCAAUCAGGAAACCAGUUUUGUGACAAUUGGGCAAAGAUUGCUGGCUAAUCCUCUGAAAGUGAGGUUCCAUUACGGCCACCCAGAUGUAUUUGAUAGACUUUUCCACCUGACAAGAGGCGGUGUAAGCAAGGCUUCUAAAGUCAUCAACUUGAGUGAGGAUAUAUUUGCAGGUUUCAAUUCUACAUUACGUGAAGGAAAUGUCACCCAUCAUGAGUACAUACAAGUUGGUAAAGGAAGGGACGUGGGUCUUAACCAGAUAUCGAUGUUUGAGGCAAAGAUAGCUAAUGGGAAUGGUGAACAGACAAUGAGUAGGGACAUAUACAGGCUUGGACACCGAUUUGAUUUCUUCCGAAUGUUAUCUGUUUAUUUCACCACCAUUGGUUUCUAUUUCAGUACCCUGCUUACAGUCCUCACUGUUUAUGUAUUCCUUUAUGGCCGCCUCUAUCUUUCCCUUAGUGGACUCGAAGAAGGACUGAACAAAAUAAAAGCUAUUCGAGACAACAAAGCUCUUCAAAUACAAUUGGCUCCUGUAUUUUUCACAUUUUCUCUUGGAACAAAAACACACUAUUAUGGCAGGACGUUGCUUCAUGGAGGUGCACAGUACAGAGGCACUGGUCGUGGUUUCGUGGUGUUCCAUGCCAAGUUUGCUGACAAUUAUAGGCUCUAUUCUAGGAGUCAUUUUGUUAAAGGAAUUGAAUUAGUGAUUCUUCUUGUGGUCUACCAUAUAUUUGGCCAUGCAUACCGAGGAGUUGUUGCAUAUAUUUUAAUUACCAUAACCAUAUGGUUCAUGGCUGGAACAUGGCUUUUUGCUCCUUUCCUCUUCAAUCCAUCGGGAUUUGAGUGGCAGAAGAUACUUGAUGAUUGGACAGAUUGGCAUAAAUGGAUAAGUAAUCGUGGUGGUAUUGGUGUACCUCCUGAAAAAAGUUGGGAAUCCUGGUGGGAAAAGGAGUUCGAGCAUCUUGAGCAUUCUGGAAUGCGUGGUAUUGCUACUGAGAUAAUACUGGCCCUCCGGUUUUUCAUAUAUCAAUAUGGACUUGUAUAUCACCUUUCAAUCACUGAUUCACAUAAAAGUGUUCUGGUAUAUGCUAUUUCAUGGAUGAUAAUCUUUCUAAUACUGGGUUUAAUGAAGGGUAUAUCUGUUGGCAGGCGCCGCCUCAGUGCAGAUUUUCAGCUUGUAUUUAGAUUGAUCGAGGGUUCUAUUUUCAUAACAUUUCUUGCCAUCCUCAUAAUAUUAAUAGCAGUGGUUAAGAUGACAAUUAAAGACCUAAUAAUCUGCAUUCUAGCUGUCAUGCCAACAGGAUGGGGAAUGCUGUUGAUUGCACAAGCUUGUAAACCACUCAUUGCAAAAUCUGGACUUUGGGGCUCGGUUCGAGCACUUGCACGAGGAUAUGAAGUUAUAAUGGGCUUGCUUCUCUUCACACCAGUAGCUUUCUUGGCUUGGUUCCCAUUUGUUUCAGAGUUUCAAACAAGAAUGCUUUUCAACCAAGCCUUCAGUAGAGGUUUACAGAUUUCGCGUAUUCUUGGUGGACAAAAAAGGGAUCGCGCCAACAGCAAAGAGUGA